This is a messenger RNA of Scylla paramamosain (green mud crab), 8545 nucleotides long. Its product is annotated as syntaxin-1A-like. The transcript is spliced from 8 exons. Gene Ontology annotation, molecular function: SNARE binding; SNAP receptor activity. Bases 323 to 1261 code for a protein of 312 amino acids. Gene Ontology annotation, cellular component: membrane; SNARE complex; endomembrane system. The record is from RefSeq and is a predicted model, not a curated record. Gene Ontology annotation, biological process: vesicle-mediated transport; intracellular protein transport; vesicle fusion. NCBI's taxonomy places the organism in Eukaryota, Metazoa, Arthropoda, Malacostraca, Decapoda, Portunidae.
CUAUCAAGUCUGACAGUGUGUGGCGUCUAUGGGUGGUGUUAGUAGCGUCUGUUUCAACUCCCAGCCUGACAGAAUUUGUGUUUGUGUGUGUGUGUGUGUAACCACGCCUACACAGUGGCUGCCAAGGCUUACCCAUGAGUUAAACCUUCUUUAGUUGGUAAUGAGGAAGGCCUGGGCUCUAGCAGUGGACACACGAAGGCAGCAGUGGGUGAAAACAAGCAAAAUAAAGAAAAGUUUGGCUGUGAGAAGGUGCUAGACAGCCAGCCAUAGUGACGAGGAGGCAGGAAGGUACAUCACCACCGCAGGGAAGACCACCACCACCAUGCCGGCGCCUUCAGGAGGGCGGCGUCGUUCAGUGAGCCUACUGUUGGUGCUCCUGCUGGGGUUCCUCACCCUGAAACCCAAGGAGAUCGUAAUGACUCGGGACAGGCUCAAGGAGAUGCAGGAAAAGAGCAAAGCCAACGGUGUGUCCGAGUCGGCGGUGGUCAGCAUAGAAGGCAGCGAGGACCAGAAAGAGCUGAUGGAACUACUGGAGAAACUUGGGCCUCUCUAUGAUAAGCUUAAGGUAAUGACGACGCAGGUUCACGACGUCCGAAGAAUGAUUCACGACUACGACCAGCGGCAGGAGGUGGAGGACAAGGUGGACAGCAUCAAGGGGGACGCCAGAAAACUCCGCGUGGAACUUGAGGGGGUGAAGGCCAAAAUAGGGAAGAGCAGUGGUGUGGUGGAGCACGUGGCACGCACCCACCACCUCUCCCUGGGUGUGCUGCUGACCCGGGUGCUGCAGGAGCUGUCGUCAAUGCAGGUGGAGGCGCACAACAGACACGCGCACUACAUCAGGAAGGAACUUAUUAUCACUGGGCAGUGUGGCUACGACGAGGAGGAGCUGGAGAGCCUGAUAGAAGAGUCCACGGAAGUCUUCACGCAGAACCUCAUCCGGCAGAACCAGCUCGCCAAAUUGCAGCUCAGUAACUUGCAGGAGCGACACGAGGCCUUUGUCAAGCUGGAGAAGUCUAUCGUUGAACUUCACCAGCUGUUUCAAGAGAUUGCGCAGCUAGUGAGGGAUCAAGGGGAGAUGGUGACAAGGAUAGAGAACAACGUCUACGAGUCGCAGGUCAAGACAGAGAAGGGACGGAUGGAGCUGCAGGAGGCCAGGGUCAACAUGAAGAAGGCGCUAAAGAAGAAGUUUAUCCUCGGCAUCAUCCUUGGGGUCAUCCUGCUCAUCAUUGUCCUCGUCAUCGUCUUCUCUUUCAUGGAGUGAGACGAGGCGAGGGCCCACUGCCCAUUUCGGCCCGUCAGCCACCCCGCCUCCACCAUGACCCCCCCAACAGCUGCCUCCCGCCCCACCCCGCCCCGUCCCCAAGAGGCCUCGAGACCCGGUAGUGCUCACAGGUAGAUUUUAGUGAGAAGGUAGACUUGCUCAGUGGUGUUUUGUAUGCAGCGGUAAUGACUGGAGAGCCUAACACUAUUUUGCUGUUUGUGUGUGUGUGUGUGUGUGUGUGUGUGUGUGUGUGUGUGUGUGUGUGUGUUUGUGAGUGUGUUUGUUGUUUGUGUUUAUUUUUUUAGUCUUAUUUUUCUUCUCUUUUUAUGUGUGUAUGCAUUUCUUUUCUUUUUUCUCUUUUCUCAUUUUGCGUUAUAUUUUUUGCAUUUCAUUUAUUCUUUUAUCUAAUUGUUCUCAUUUUGUUUCCUUUUUGUACGUGUAUACAUUUUUUUUUUUCCUUUUUCUCUUCUCAUUUCAUGCUAAAUUCAUAAUACCAACGAACAAAUGAUUCUUUCCUUCUUUUCUAUGGUUUUCUCUCGUAUAUGUGUGUGUGUGUGUGUGUGUGUUUAAGAGCAUUAGAUACGGGAGCAAGUUUGGUGAGGUGCUGAGCCAAUGAUUUCACCUGUACGUGUUGAUUGACUGGCAUUUGAGGCACUUUCUUUCAUGCGAGGUAGGAAAUGUAUGGUGGUGUAAGCUGUGCGUGUCCUGUUAGUGCUUUCUGUGGUGUGUUGUGGGACGUUGGUGCAUUAAUGGUGCUGGUUUUUGUAGUGUGAAUGCUAAACACGACCACCUAGUAUUCCGAAACCCUUUAGCACUGCAUCUCCACUACUUUCAGAAGGCUCUAGUUGAAGUUGCACGGGUUUUCAAGGGUGUUUUUAAGGUUCUAGUGACAGGUUAACAAGAUUUCUGUAUUACUAACAGGAGAAGCAGUCUUGAGAACCUGGCUAAUUGUCUCAAUGGCCUUUGGAAACAGCUGUGGUGUGAGAGCAAAGCUUUUCUGAAUACUGGUCAUGGUCCCUUUAAAUUAAUUCCACUGCUAAAAACACCACCAAGGAAAAAAAGGCAAUAUAUAGCCCGUUCAAGUUUGCCUGGGAAGAAAACAUUGCCGAGAGAAAUAAGAAUGAAAAAGAAAGAAGAAACGUGCAAAGAAAAUCAUGUAGGCUUAUUUUUUUAGACCCUCCGUGAUUUAUAGAGACCCGAUGUGGUAUUUUGGCAAAGAGGCAGAGUGGUAAAGUGAUACAAGUGAAGUAAAGUGUUCAUGCAACAGUAUUUUUUAAGAAUAUAUCAUCGUUUGUAAUACCGUACGUCAGAUGUGCAUGUGUGUGUCCGUUGCGUCAUCACUGGUCCCUCCAUCAACACACAGUGGAAGGCCAGGAGAGGAGGAGAGGCUAGGAAUGAUAAUAGUGACAGGCGCGUAUCAUCACAGACUCAGUUUCCUAGACAAAGCACAGUGGAAGGUUAGAAGGAAACGUAUCAUUACAAGAGGAGCCAGGAGAUGAAGGGAGGCUAGGAAUGAUUAUAAUGACAGGCACUUAUCAUCAUUACAGACUCAGUUUCCUAGACAAAGCACAGUGGAAGGUUAGAAGGGAAUGCAUCAAUACAACACAGAUAUUGAUGGGAGGUGAAUGAGUAAUACUAAACCAAAGAGAUGUGAUAAGAGUAACGUUAUCACAGAGCACAGUAGAAAGUUAUUGUGCAAGAAAAACACACAGAUACUAAACACUAUAGGAGGGAAGAAAGUGAUGGGAGGCAAAUGAUUGAUGCCACAAGUAGUAAUGAUGGUACGGUGACAUUGUAAACACCAUCAACUUCAUUUUCUAAAGAAGGUUAAAAAUUACUACCAUAUGAUACUGAAACAAUAUUAAUUUUGAAGCUUCUUUUUUCCUCCUUUUCUUCUUCUUUCUUCUUCUUUCUUUCUUUUUUUUUCUUCUUCUUCUUCUUCUUCUUCUUCUUCUUCUUCUUCUUCUUCUUCUUCUUCUUCUUCUAUUUCUACUUCUUCAUCUUCAUUUUCUGGCACACUUCAUUUCCCAAGCUUAAAGUGAAGAUUUUGAGGCCGCCAAGCACAAACUUUGUAAUAAAUAUAAUGAGAGAAUACCCAGGGUGCUUUGUUGUGUGUGUCUGCAUGAGAGAGAGAGAGAGAGAGAGAGAGAGAGAGAGAGAGUUAACAUAAUUUUCUUCGCAAUCAUUCCACAAAUAUACGGUUAAUAUUAACUUAGUGCAUUUACUUUUAAGAUAACACACAUCCUUUUGUAAAUACCAGUUCUUUCUGUUUGUCUCUUCCUGUGAUUCUUGCGUAGCUGUGUCUGAGAGAGAGAGAGAGAGAGAGAGAGAGAGAGAGUCCAUCAGUCAGUCAGUCAGUCAGUCAGCUAGUUAGUCAAGGUGUAACUGUGAUAAUAAUAUGGCACUUUAUCCAAUAUUAGUAAUUUCCCUGUAGUGAUGAAGUGAUGUUAUUUAGUGACUCGAGAAUGACUGUACCCUGAAGAAGAGGAGGAGGAGAAGCAGGAGGAGAAGGAGGAGGAUUGUUCAUAAGGAGAGGAAAAGAAGGUGAUUAUUAAAAGAAUAAAGGAGAGGAAAGAUAUAUUAGUAAGAGAGGAAACAAGUGAUAGGAGAAGGAGAUAAGAAAGAAAGGAAAGUUAAAGGGACAGGAAUAAUAAGGAAGAGAAAGAGAAAGCAGAAGAAAAAUAACAAAAGAGAAAGAAAAUGUAGGAAAACAAAGGAGGAGCAAAAUUAGUAACAGAAGAAAUAGAAGGAAGAGAGGAGGAUGAAGAAAGAGAAAGAAAAUGCAUAAAAAAAGAAAGGAAGGAAAAAAUUAAUAAAAGUAGUAAUAGAUGAAGAAGAGGAAGAAGAAGAAGUCAUAGAAUAGACAAACCAGCUAUAUUAAGUUUCUCUACAAUGAAGAAUAACCAAUAAAUGUAUAUAUUGUUACUUUAUUUUGCAUACAUCACUAACCACUAACACUCGCGAAUUUGUAUUUACGUUUAGGGCACUUUCCAAAGACAUCUAAGAGGCUAUGACAGCAAUAACAACAGUAACAACAACACAUACAACUCUCCCAUACUGCAUUAGUUUUAAGCAAAGGACCAGCAUUGUUUUGUAUAUCCACUAUUUGUAUCUUUGGGUGUUGGGUGUGUUGUGUAUAUAUGUCCUUGUACAGUAUGUUAGUCCGUGGAAUUUCAGGUUAGGUUAGGAAGGUGGAGGGGUAGAGUAUUGGUGUGAGAGGGUCAGUUGAGGCUAGGAUGAGCGUCUGGUUAGGGAGAGAUAGAGGCUGGAAAUGAGAAGUGAAGGAAGAGAGAAGGGAUGGGAAGGAAGGAAGGAAGGAAGAAGAGAAGAAAAAGAGAAUUUGGAUUACAUUAGUUAAUUAAUAAGUAGAUAUGUAGCCGUGUGUGUGUGUGUGUGUGUGUAAGAGAGUACAGAUAUUAUAGAUAAGAAAUGGAGGCAGAAAUAAAGAAACGAAAGGAUGAAAGUAAAGGAGAAUAGCAGUUUUUGGAUAAGGUGCAGAGCUAGAAUUGAUGAAAUGGAAGGGUAAAGCUCAAAGAAUACAGACAUUUUGGAUAAGAAGUUGAGCUAGGAAUGAAAGAAUAAAGUAAAGGAUUAUAGGAGUGAAAAAGGUGUUAAGUAGAAAUUAAGUGUUUGGAUAGGGAGGAAUGGAGGCUGGAAUAGAUAGGAUGAGGGAAUAGGAGUACAGGAAUUUUGGAUAGGGAAAAAGUGGAGAUAGAAAUGAAAGGAUAGAGAAAAGGAGGGAAUGAGGUGUUAGGAGAGACAGUAUUUGGACAGAGAGAGAGAGAUGGAGACUUGAAAUGAAAGGAAAGAGACAGUAUUUUGUAUAAGGAGGGAUAAAGACUAGCAAUAAAGAGAUACAGUGAAGCAUUGCAUAUGAGGAAGAGGUCGUAGUAGUAGAGAAUUUCAGUAAUAAAGCAAUGGUUGGAUCAGAGACAUAGGAGCUGAGUACGUGAGUGAAAGAGUUGUAAGUAGAAAGAAGAUUUAAACAAGAAGGCAGUGGUUUGACAGGAUGAGGCAAUGUACUGAGCGUUUGAGAAAGUGUUAGCGGGAAAUGUCGUUUUAUUGGUGUGGCUUGCUUUACGGUGGCUGAGAGGUAGCAGAAGGGCCCUGCUUGCUGUGUGUGUGUGUGUCUGGCAGGGAAUGUGUAUGAGUCUGAAGGUCUGUAUAUUAAGAGUGUUCCUUUAAGUGUGAUUGGGAGUACAAAUGUGCAGUGCAGCCAUUGUUUUGGUUACGAAAGUAAUGAAAAAUGUGCAAUAUCUGUUCUCUUCAUGCACAAUAUAGGCAAGUAAGCAAUAAUUUUGAAUCUUAUGGCAAUUUUAAAUAUUGGAUGUGUUUUAAAAGCCUCCUAAGGUUGUGUAAGAUUUCAUUUGCUUUUGAUCAUGAUGAAGAAUAUCAGUAAUGCCUCGUUUUCAUAGAUUAAUGGGCAAUAGACUUGUUCCCUAACAUGUACAGCAACAGAACAGCAGUAAUAUGUAUACUUGUGUCUUUCCUUAUUAUCAGUGGAGAGAAAACACUGAUAAUUUACUCUCCUUUCCUUCAAUGAAAUAUGAUGUUGGCCAGAAGAUGAAAAAAAAAAAAAAAACUAAUAUUCUUUGCUUUCAUGUAUAUUGGAAGGGAGAUGGAAAAGCAGUAAUAUUCUUUUAUGUAUUCUGUAUUGCAUAUUGACAGAACAAAGGGGAAAAACUAAAAUAUUCUUUUCUUUUAUAUAGAUGUAUUAGAAAGUGAGAGAAAGAAGGUAAACAAUUUUAAGUUUAUUUAUAUAUUCAAAAUUUACAAAAGGAGGAAAAAAAAAAUAAUAAUAUAUCUUUUGUGUAUAUUGAAAAGUGAUAGGCAGUAAAUAUGUGACUUAGGAGGAAACAGAAGCAAUAAUACACAGAUAAUGAAGACUGUAUAGUGUUAAUAAGAGAUAGACUUGUAGAAUGAAGAGAAAAGAGAAGAAAACAAGCAAUAAUACUUAAUGAAGACUGUAUAAUGUUUGUAAUGUAGAUUUGUAUAAUGAAAACCAGUGAAAAUUUAGAGAGAGAGAGAGAGAGAGAGAGAGAGAGAGAGAGAGAGAGAGAGAGAGAGAGAGAGAGAGAGUAGGAAAUUUUGCACGUGGUAAUGAGUCAAGUUACGUUUUGCCUCGAGCGACGUACGGAUGUGUAUGUAACUGAGUGUACCUUUGUAUUUUCUGUAUAUCGCACAAAGAAGGGACAAAUGAAGCACCUCAGUUUUAUCCUUGUGAAAUGCUGUACAUGUGAAGGAAGGGAGAAGGAGUGAGAAGGAGAAGGAAGGAAGGAGAAGUGAAAUGAAGGAAAAAGAGAAGAAAAAGGGAAUUUGUAUUAGGUUAGGUAAUCAAUAGGUAUGUAUGUAGCUUUGUAUGUGUGUGUGUGUGUGUGUGUGUGUGUAUGAGGGAAAGUAAAAGGAAGAAGGAAAGAGCAGUGAAAUGUAGGUUACUUUUGUUAAUUACUUGGUAUGUAGCUUUAUAUAUGCAUGUGUGUGUGUGUGUGUGUGUGUGGUUAAUUUGUUAUGGCAGGGAAGAGUUGCUCAAUGUGUCAUAGCAUAUCAUAGCAACGUGUCUAUUGCAUUAACAUCUUCAUUUCCGUAGAGCAUCGGUACUUAACUGUCGUCCCGAGAGUUUGUGGGGAUUGGACACGACAAAGGUUACUUGUGUUCACUCGUGUAUACUCAUCACUCAUGUCGUUUACUCACCCAGAGCAUUGUAGGGACAUUAAUGUACUCACAAAGUCUCAUUCAUUCACCCACUCACUCACUCCUUCACUUAAUUUACCCACCCAGAGCAUUGUAGGGACAUAUAUUUACUCGCAAAGUCUCUCAUUCAUUCAUCCACUCACUCACUCCUUCACUUCCUCCUUUCUUCACUCUCUUGUCUGUUUUCUUCUUCCACUUGGUUUCUUGAGUAAAUUAUUCAUGAUUCACUUGUUAUAAUCUUCAUUUCUCCCUGGCAUUACUUGUUUUCAUUGUAUCUUGUUUUUCAUUUAUUUUCUUCGUCAUUCAUCAUUCAUUGCUCUCCCAGUCAUUACUUUUUUUUGCUAUUUCCUGUUUUUUGUUAAGUUUCUUCAUCAUUCAUCAUUCAUUAUCUUUCUAACUCUUUAUAUUGAUAAUUACUUUUGGCUUCUCUCUCCUUUCAUCACUCCUGUCAUUGUUAUUUCUAUGUAAUUAUUUCCUUCACCUUCCUCUUCAUCACUCUUGUCAUCAGUGUUUGUAGGUACCCAUCACAUUUGACCUUCCUCUUUUUCAUCCCUCUUGUCAUCAGUAUUUGUAUGUACCUGUCAUCUUUACCUCCCUCCCCUUCAUCACUCGUCAUCGCUAUUUGUACGAGAGAGUCAUCAGUUGUGGCCUUAAUGAUACUGUAAUUCAUCACCGACCUGUGGGUUUUUUUAUUUGUGAUUGCGUGAAGACCAGCCAUCCUUGGUGCUCACUGGGACGGGCUGUGUCAGGUUAGGUUUUGUUUUGUUUGGUUUGGUUUGGUUUGGUUUGGUAGGAUUUCAUUAAGUUUAGUUAGGUUUGUUACUGUUCAGUUUAUUUAAGUUAGGUUAGAUUUCAUUAAUUUCUCUCAAGUUAGGUUUGGUUAGCUUUGAUUAUGACACUAGAUUAUGUUAAGUUGGAUUUGAUUCAGUUGGAUUCAGUCAGGUUAGAUUAGAUAAGAUUUGAUUCCUUAACUCAACCUAGCCUAACCAAACAGAACUGACAUAUAGUUACACCAGUCAAAUCUUACGUAACUUAACCUGACUCGCCCAGCACACACCAGUUACUAAUCUAACCUUACAUAACCUAACCCAGACUUACAACUUUACCAUAACCUGACCCAGCCAAACACACCCCAAGAGAAAUACAGGGAUAGCUAAUAUUCACGCGACUCUCAAUAUCUUGUACGGCUAAGUUAACAAUGAAAACACUGCAACAUUUCACCAUUGCCAAGCUACAGAACUACGUAUUUAAGAGACUAGUAUGAAAAAAAUAUUCUUUUAAACCCUGUGGAUGAUUAUGGAAAAGAUUAGCUUGCAGUGAAGGUUUAACUCAGCCAAACCCACCACGACAAAUAUUUAAGGUGGUUAAUUUUUCAUGCGAAUCUAUUUUUUUCCUUCUUUCCUUUAUCUUCUCUCUUAUCGCUCUCAUUACCCAUCACCUGUCCGGCAAUAACGACAAAGUGACUCAGGUGAGGUGAUCCCUUGUAAUAAUGUACAGCAGUGUUCUGAUGUGUUGGUAUUGUAUAUCUUGCUUGGACUUUUGUGAAUAGUUGUUGUUAUUUUCUUUUAUAUCAAUAUACACUGAUCUCUUAUA